Molecule: messenger RNA, 3828 nt
Organism: Maniola jurtina (meadow brown)
Lineage: Eukaryota; Metazoa; Arthropoda; Insecta; Lepidoptera; Nymphalidae
Product: ATP-binding cassette sub-family G member 1-like
Exons: 13
Coding region: 570-2462 (630 amino acids)
Cellular component (GO): plasma membrane
Molecular function (GO): ATP binding; ABC-type transporter activity; ATP hydrolysis activity
Source: RefSeq, a predicted model, not a curated record
GUUGGACUCGUUGGAUCAAUACAGGCGACUAGAAGGCGAAUGCCGGCAGUAGUGUUUUGUGAAGCACGUGCUAUAGACGCCUGGUCAUAGCGUGCAGUACCAACUGCAUGCAGCCCACUUUCGCGCGUGUAAUUCGUAUUCGUUUGUGAAAGUUAUCAACCCGGAUGAAACAUCAUGAUGCGGUCAAAUAAAUUCAUUAAAACAAGUGAAGUUCCAACUUGAACCCGAUCGUGACAACGGCUUGGCCUAGAAGAGUCUGUACAAAGUCAACAUAAACAAGUACCACUCAUUAAUCAUUAGUAGACAAUAACCCUAUGUGGGGAAGAAUGGAUAGAUAAGAAACUCAUAAACAUACCGGAUCACCGCCGACAUAGUACGUCGUUGAUAACGAGAAAGUGUGAUUUUAAAUCAAAAACUUAAAAUUAAAAACGUUCCGAUCAGUACAAACUAAUACUUUACAGUUGAAACAUAUCUUCAAAUAUUUUAGUGUAUAUUCUACAUAAUAUAUGUAAUAAAGUCGCCCGCAUUUUUAGCAGAAUUUAAAAAGUGAGUGAUAAAAAGUGAUAACGAUGACGCCAGGAGUAAAGGGUGAUCUGUGUACGGAACUUAGCAACAACAAUGUGAUACCUUUGCUACCACGUGAUACUAUGCACUUGGAGUUUAAAGAUGUAACCUGUUCCAUUAAUACGUUCGACAUCUCCAAGUUUCGUUUUGAUAAGAAAAAGAUAUUAAAAGGCGUAAACGGAUGUUUCAAACCGGGGCAGCUGACGGCCAUCAUGGGCCCAUCGGGCGCCGGCAAAACUACAUUGUUGAACAUCCUGGCCGGUUACUCAACUAAGGGUGCGAAAGGUGAGAUAACUGUGAACGGAGUUUGCACAUGCGCCUCUCAAUCAACCGGCCGCGGCGGCGCCAGGUACAUUCGCCAGAAUGAUGACCUCCGUGUACAUCUAACCGUGUAUGAAUCGAUGUCUCUUGCUGCUGCUCUUAAACUGGCCGAUUUCACCUUCCAGGAACGCAAAGAGAAAGUGUUCGAAAUGCUCGCACUACUAGGUCUAAGUGGCACAUCACGCACAGUGUGUAGAGAUUUAUCCGGGGGUCAGAAAAGAAGACUCGCUGUUGCUUUGGAGCUGUUAUCAGACCCAUCAUUACUGUUUCUCGAUGAACCUACCACCGGCCUAGACUCCUCAUCGUCAACAUCUCUGAUCGCUCUUCUGAGCGGCUUAGCUCGUGGCGGCCGAACGCUUGUGGCAACGAUCCAUCAACCCUCAGCCUUAAUGUUCGAGAAAAUAGACUCAAUCUACUGUCUAGCAGCCGGGAACACUUUGUACUCAGGACCGAGGGAACAGCUCUUGCCGGCGCUGAAUAGUGCAGGACUGCGAUGCCCGCCCUAUCAUAACCCAGCCGAUUUCUUGAUGGAAGUGGCAUCAGGUGAAUACGGUACAUCUAUAGACAGCAUUGCCAAUACCAUACAGCAGUACAACCCUGAGUCUACCUCCAGGAAUUGGGAAGAGAGCGUGCCCGUUAUACCAUCUUUUUCUAGAUCUCUAAGUAUAGAUACGGAAUUGAAAGAUAAACAACUUAGAAGUAAUGUAAAAUACCAGAAGAAAUUCUCAAAGAACAUCUACAGGCCGUCCGGUUACAUGCUACAGACUUGGAUACUAUUGUACAGGAAUUAUUUGAUGACAACAAGAAAUUAUUCACUAUUUAUGUACCGGGUAGCGGCUCACGUGGUGAUCGCUCUCAUCUUCGGCUACCUCUACCUUGGCGUCGGGAGCGAAGCGAGCAGCGUUCUCGGAAACUACGUGUAUUUGUACGGCUCUAUGCUCCUCGUCGUAUACACCGGCAAAAUGUCUGUCACUUUGUCUUUUCCACUGGAGAUGGACAUAUUGAAAGGCGAAUACUUCAAUCGAUGGUACUCUUUGGGCCCGUACAUAUUUUCAAUCUUAGCCGUGGAAUUACCUUUUCAGAUGAUAUCAUGCGUAUCCUACGUGGUAUUGUCUUACUGGUUGACCGAUAACCCUCUGGAGCCGACGCGCGCUACUUUAUUCCUUGCCACUGUAGUCGCCACAUCUCUCUGCGCGCAAGCUUGGGGUUACUUCAUCGGGUCCACCACGCCCACUAAGAUUGCAGUAUUCAUAGGCCCAGUACUUGCCUGCCUAUUCUCCGUGUUUGGCUUCUGUCUUGCCCUGAGAGAUACGCCCUACGCCUUCAAGUGGCUUCAUCAUGCGUCCUACUUCAGAGCCGGGUUUCAUGUGGCUGUGCAUUCCAUAUACGGGUUUAAUAGAACAAAAAUGCAUUGUGCUAAAGAGUAUUGCCACUACAUAACGCCGAGCAAGUUUCUCCAAGAAAUGGACAUUACCUCAGUGGACGUUGGUGCUAACAUGGCGAUAGUACUAAGCACUACAGUACUGAUGCACAUCCUAACAUGUACCACUCUCUGGUACCGAUUGAACAAGAGAUGAAGUAAUUGAGAAUGCACGUGCAGAAUUGAUGUGACUGAGCUAUUUAAUUUUUAGACAUAAUGUAUCAUGUGAUAGCCCUAAAAGUUUAUUUAGACAAGAGACAACAAUGAGCGACAAUUUAUUGCUACAUACAUGCAACAGAAGAAAAAUUUCUUAUUUAAAUUAGACUCUCUCGUCUCUUGGGAGAGUGUUCGGUAAAGUUACUUGGACCAAUAUCAUCUUCCCUAUUCUAUGACCGCAUGUUCUUUCUUUAUAGUCAUAUUCCCCAUAGUCCUUUGCAUUAACCAAAUAUUGGUAGGAGCUCUCUUGGGUAAUAAUGCGGUGAGUUCCCAGAGCCUUCCUCUCACAACUCGACUAACAGAACGAAAUUUCGACUCUUAGGUUAAAUUACAGCUAUUAUCAGAUAUUAGUGAUGUUAACCGGGACAGCUUAACGUGUUUUUCGAGGUACGGAGGGAACGAGAAGACCAAAUUCGAGCUUCCAAAAUCGGUCACCCAUCCAUUUACCGACUUGGGUCAACGUUGCUUAACAAUGGCAAUCGAUUGCUAGGCGUUGUCACAACUAGGCCACAUGACAUUUGCAUAUUACGUCGCCAUAAAAAUUAACCACCCUGCCUCGAUGACUAGUAUUCUUGCACAGUCCGAUUUUCCAAGUUCUCCUGAUUCCAAGAUUUUAUCUCGCACAUGAAAAACGACUAACCAGCUUCCAUCUCAAAACUAUGGGAGUUAUUCAAGGGAGGAGUUAUUCAAACAUAGGUUUACGCAUUAGGAAUUCCUCGGGUGUUACAAAUGUUUAUGAGCAGAAGAAGUCACCUCAAAACAUCAGGCGACCUGCUUACUUCCUAGUCCCUUUGUACAAAAAAAUACAUUUCACGCCUCAAGACGAUAUAAUUUUUUUUUUAUUCACUAUAGGCAAGCGCUUGACCACAAUCACACCUGAUGGAAAGUGAUGAUGUGGUCUAAGAUGGGACGCCUUUCUUACCUACAAUGAUUAGUGAAUCAGCUAUGUUUGUAUUCUUGCCACUUCCUAACAAAAUCAUCAAUGCUUCUGUACCCUGUCUCUAUCACGACUUAAGAACGUCUUACUUUUAUACUUUACCUCAAAGAUUGUUUUAGUAUUAAGUUUAUGGCUGGUCUAAAACCUUUUCUAUUUAGUUUAAUUUAUUGUAAUGUGGACUCUGGAAAAUAGAAUGCAUUUUAAAUAACAAACUGCAAAAAUCCCAGAUAGCAUUGUAUUUUUUGAUAUUCACAUAUUCCAGUUUAACCAUAGUUGAUAUUAUAAAAUAAUUAUGGAUAAUGCCUUGUUAAAAGUAUGGAGCUAUGUAGGCACCUAUUUAUUAUGACGAAUUAAUAAAAACAUUUUUAUU